Molecule: messenger RNA, 219 nt
Organism: Aspergillus pseudonomiae
Lineage: Eukaryota; Fungi; Ascomycota; Eurotiomycetes; Eurotiales; Aspergillaceae
Exons: 2
Coding region: 1-219 (72 amino acids)
Source: RefSeq, a predicted model, not a curated record
AUGCACGACUGUGUCGACGUUGGUAGGCCGCUUUCGGGUGCAGAUAUUCCCCAGGUGCGACGGUUAGUUAGCAUCGCUUUGGAUGGCCUUCGUGCUGAAUGGGUGACAAAUUCAACCAAAACGCUUAUGUCGGGAACUAUCCGCGCAAAGUUGUUGGCAUACAAUAUCAUUUUUACCUCUAUUCGCCUGCUCUGUGUGGGCCAGAUAAAGCUAUGCUAA